Erpetoichthys calabaricus (reedfish) is the source of this 4492-nucleotide messenger RNA. RefSeq names its product alpha-2-macroglobulin-like protein 1. Gene Ontology annotation, molecular function: endopeptidase inhibitor activity. Gene Ontology annotation, cellular component: extracellular region. The coding region runs from base 100 to 4314 and encodes 1404 amino acids. The record is from RefSeq and is a predicted model, not a curated record. The transcript is spliced from 35 exons. NCBI's taxonomy places the organism in Eukaryota, Metazoa, Chordata, Cladistia, Polypteriformes, Polypteridae.
CAUCACAGGGAUGGUACAGACAGAUCUGGGGGUUGAGAGAAUGUUAAAAUCUGAUCAAGGCACAAGUCAAACAGUCUAGCAGCAGAAUUCCCAGGCAUCAUGUGGAAGUUGCUGUUGUCAGCAUGCUUGUUUCUACACUAUUGUGAAGCAGAGAUCUCCACAGAACCGAAAUAUGUUGUGAUAGUUCCUUGUGCUCUUGAAGGAGGAUCAACGGCAAAACUUUGUGCUCAGGUUCUUAAUCCCAAUGAAACAAUGUCUUUCAAUAUCUGGCUGAAGAUAGACUUGGAAGAAGUACACUUAAUGAAAGAAACGGUGAAGGAAAAAGACUUUUACCGAUGUACCAAUUUCCAGGUUCCACUUGUCAGUGCAAACUUCAUUGCAUAUAUACAUGCUGAACUACAAGGAAAGUCAUUUAAGAUGACAUCUCAAAAAAAGGUGUCACUUACGGUCCUGCGACCUCUGACCUUUAUACAGACUGACAAGCCCGUGUAUAAACCUGGACAAGCAGUAAAAUUUAGAGUAGUGUCACUGGACAAAAAUCUUGUUCCUCUCAAUUUACAGUAUCCGAGUGUGGUGCUCACGGAUCCCAGUUCUAACAGAAUUGGCCAGUGGCUGAAUAAAUCUUCAACUGGAAGAAUUUUGGAUCUUUCCUUUGUCACGAGUUCUGAAGCCCCUGUUGGGAACUACAUGCUGACUGUGUGGAGAAACGAAGAGCAGAAAUUUGACCGAACAUUUGAAAUUAAAGAGUACACAUUUGGGAAACCAGUCAAUGGCAAAAUUAACUUUACCUUCUGUCCUGUACCCAGAGAAAAGUAUCAUAUGUAUAACUACUAUAAAUUAGAUGACACGUGUUGGACCGUAUCAAACCUGACAGAUAAGUCCGGCUGUGUGUCUCAGACUGUUAAUGUGGGCAUUAAGAAGUCAAACUUUUAUUUAUAUUCUACAUUCAAUGUUCAUGCUGACCUAGAGGAAGAAGGCACAGGGGUGACUAUGAGGAGCAGUAAGGCAUCAGAAUUAUCCAUUAUUAAGAAGUCAAUCAAGAUUUUAGAUGCUGAUGAUUCAUUCAGAGUUGGAUAUCCUUUGCAUGGAAAGAUAAAAUUAACAAAUGCUGACCACUCUCCUGCUGUUAAUGAAACUGUUUAUCUGAAAGUCUCAUAUCAUCGAGGAUCAGAAGAACUUCGCUUCCUCACAGACAAACAAGGCAUGGCAUAUUUUACCCUGGAUACUUCGUCUUGGAACAAGAAUACCAUCGGCCUGAGGGCUUAUUUUCCAGUUAACUAUUAUGAACUUCAUGGAGGGUACUAUCAGACAUAUGAUGAACAUAAAAUGAUUCCGUUUUACUCAAAGAGUUCAAGUUUUGUAAUGAUCCAUGGCACAGAUGAGGUGCUGGAGUGUGGCACAGAGGCACAGGUCAUGACCAGCUACACAGUCAAGAGGGCAUUGUUUGAAGAGGGGACAGAGUUUAUGUUCUUCUACUAUUUGGUGAUGUCUAAAGGUGCCAUUGUCCUCAAUGGACGAGUUCAAAUCAUUUUGGGCAGCGAAAAAGAGUCAAAGGGGGAUUUCUUCAUCACAAUUCCUGUGACUAUGAGCAUGUCACCUGCUUUUAAUGUGCUCGUGUACAGUGUUUUGCCGAAUGGGGAAAUGAUAGCACACAAGAGCCGUUUAAAAGUCAACAAAUGUUUUGCAAAUAAGGUGGAACUUCGCUUUUCAGAUCCUCAAGUGCUUCCAGCAGAAGAAACUACACUUCACCUAAGAGCCUCCCCUGGAUCCCUAUGUGCACUGCGCUCCAUUGAUCGAGGCAUAUUAUUAAUUGGCCAAGCACCUGAACUAACAGCAGAUCUAAUAUACAACUUUCUUCCAAAAGGUAGCAGUGAUUACCCUUUUCAACUGUUGGAUAAUGAACCAUACUCCUGUAUUCAUGUUCGACAAGAAGUUUUUGGUUUAUAUCGUCAAGGAAGAGAUGUUUUUGACAUUUUGAAGAGCUUGUGUCUGAAGAUAUUGACAAAUGCUGAAGUGGCAAGGCCUGUUCCUUGCUAUAUCAGUGAUAAACCUUUAGCAGAUGAAGGUUCUGGUACAGACGACGAACCUGAGAAGGCUAGUCUUGUAAAAACUCCCAGUAAACCUAAAGUGGAGACAGUCCGCAAGUUCUUCCCCGAGACCUGGAUUUGGGAUCUUGUUUCAGUAGGUGAAACGGGUUCCCUUAACCUCCAUCGCACUGUUCCAGACUCCAUCACUGAAUGGCAGGCAGAUGCCUUUUGCACCUCUCCAGGGGGCUUCGGUCUUGCCCCUCCCACAUUUCUGACCGUCUUCCAACCUUUCUUUGUGGAACUCACUUUGCCAUAUUCAGUGGUCCGUGGUGAGGCAUUUAACCUGAAGGCUAGCAUUUUCAACUACCUUGCCAGCUGCAUAAUGGUACAAGUUACUGCAGUUGAAUCCCAAGAUUACCACCUAAAGCCAUGUGAGGGAUGCAAGUACAAAACCUGCCUAUGUUCUAGUGAAAUCCAAACCUUCAACUGGACUCUUACCCCGACAGUUCUAGGAGAGAUAAACAUCACAGUCCGUGCAGAGUCUCUAAACACCAAAGAGCUGUGUGGAAAUGAAGUUGUGACCGUUCCAUCACGUGGUCGGGCUGACACAGUCAUUCGGACGCUGCUAGUAGAGGCUGAAGGGUUGAAGAAAGCUGAAACUCAGAACUCCCUACUGUGUCUGAAAGGAAAUACAGUUACAAAAAACGUUUCUGUGACCCUCCCAGAUGUCUUUAUUGAAGGAUCAGCUAAGGCAUUUGUGUCUGUUCUAGGAGAUGUAAUGGGAAGAGCCCUACAAAAUCUGGAUGGGCUACUUCUCAUGCCCUAUGGCUGUGGAGAGCAAAACAUGGUGCGUUUCGCCCCAAAUAUUUACAUCCUCAAAUACCUGGAAGUAACUGGGCAGAUGACUGAACCGAUCAAACAGAAGGGAAUCAAUUUCAUGCAAAGUGGUUACCAGAGGGAAUUAACCUAUAAGCAUGACGAUGGAUCCUACAGUGCAUUUGGGAAGUCGGAUGAAACUGGAAACACCUGGUUAACAGCAUUUGUAAUGAAGUCCUUUGGCAGUGCUCAGCACUUCAUUUUUAUUAAUCCCAGUCACAUCAAUGAUGCUAAGAAGUGGCUGGAAGGACGGCAGAAUAAGAAUGGCUGCUUUCAGAACGUUGGCAGACUUCUGCAUUCUGGCAUGAAGGGAGGAGUUGGUGAUGAAGUCUCUCUCACGGCUUAUAUUACUGCUGCCCUGCUGGAGUUGAAAACACCUGUCACAGAUGUCAUUCUAAAGAGAGGACUCACAUGCUUGAUUUCCAAACAUGACCAAGUAAAUGACCUGUAUACCAAGAUUCUUCUUGCAUAUGUAUUUUCUUUAGCAAAUGACCAGAAGAUGAGGCACUCCCUGCACAGCUCUUUAGAUCAGUUGGCUAUGAAGAAAGAGGAUGUUCUCUAUUGGACUCGUCAUGAAUCGGAGAGUGAGAGGGAUCGCUCUGCUGAGGUGGAGAUGACAUCGUACAUGUUGCUGUCACUUGUAUCUGGUGCUCACGUCUCUGGCACUGACCUUGGCUAUGCCUCUAAAAUUGUCAAAUGGCUAAUUCAACAACAGAAUUCACAUGGAGGGUUUUCAUCCACACAGGACACAGUGGUUGCAUUGCAGGCCUUGUCUUCUUAUUCAGCUCUCAUCUACAUUAAAGACAGCACUGCCAGUGGAAGUGUAUCUGUAAUAUCUGCACAGGAGACAUCAAUAAAGUUCCAUCUGGACCAGGACAACCGACUCCUUUAUCAGGAGGAGCGACUGGAGCAGGUCCCAGGGGAAUAUAUCGUAGAAGCAGAGGGGCACAUUUGUGCUUUUGUGCAGUUUGCACUUCAGUACAAUAUUCCUCCUCCUUCUAAUUUCUCCACAUUCAACAUUUCUGCCAUGGUGGACAUACCAGAGACCAACCUGGCAAAAAGCAUUUUGCAGGUCACCAUUGUGGUCAGUUACAAUGGAAAGCGGGAAAAGACCAACAUGGCCAUACUGAAUAUAAAGCUGCUGUCUGGGUACAUCAUGGAGGCCAAGUCCCUUGCUGGGUUAGAAUCUGCUCCAUUUGUGAAGAAGAUUGAUAAGGCAGAUGGCUACAUUGAUGUCUACCUUGAUGAGUUGCCACGUAUGAAGCCACAGAAGUACGUCUUCCUCAUUGAAGAGGAGAUUCCAGUGGAGAAUCUGAAAGCAGCUGUUGUCAGAAUUUAUGACUUCUAUCAUACAGAGGAACAUGCAGAGACUGAAUACAGUGCCCCCUCGAGCACAGGUAUUGAAGCUUGAGGUGUCGGGAUCUGUACUAAAUCCUUUGAAAGUUCACCUUUCAUAUUCUGGUCAUUUCAAUUACACCUCAUUUCCAGAAGAAGCUUCCAUGACAUUUAAAUAUUUUUUUGCAAUUUCAUGAAAUCAAAGUAUAAAUCAAUGUUCUUAAACUGUGGAACAUUAAAAAGUUAGGAAAAUC